AGAGAGAGAGAGAGAGAGAGAGAGAGAAAACAGUGAAAGUACUGGCCUCUGAUAGACUCAUGAGCAAACAGCUGUUCAGGACAGACCCAGGACAGACACGGGACACAAAAUGCAAAGCUGUCAGUACUGACAUGCUGGAGACUGGACAACUGUGAUGAAGGAGGGCUGAAGAGAAGGGAGGCGGGCAUCUGGAUUAGAAAGUGAGUCCCUCUAAAUAUAUGGCAUUCAGGAAGAGAAUAGAACAGGAAUGGACUAGGAGGUGCAUGCACUAGUAGAUGGAAAUUUUGAAGAGGAACUAUAAAAGCAACAGGAUAGUUCCUGAGAGAUCGAGAGAAGUAGAGAGAGACAACACUAGUGAGAGAAGGAGAGAGAGCGAGAGAGAGAGAGAGAGAGAGAGAGAGAGAGAGAGAGAGAGGAGAGGGAGCAGAAACAAGGGGGUGUGAGACACACACCAAAAAAGGGCUUGAGCCAGAGCUGGAAUCAAUGCUUACUGGACAAACACAUAGACGCCAGGGGAGAAGAAUAAGGCAAUAGCAGAAGACAGUGAAUGAGAGAGAGAGAGAGAGAGAGAGAGAGAGAGAGAGAGAGAGAGAGAGAGAGGGACAGACAGACUGAUUUGUGAGGGGCAUUAAAAAAUAACAGGGUGCUGGGUAAGUGUAUUAAAGUAUGUGCAGUAUGUUUUGAGGUUAGUGUAGUGUACAGAUUCAUAAGAGUGAGGGGAAAAGGGAGUGUCUAUUAUUUGUGGCAAUGGAAUAAACCUGUAGUUGAACACACACUGUAAGCUGAGGUGUGCCACCAUGUCCACGGGCUCUGGGCCCCGAGAGGCCCCUCUGCCCAGAGAGAAGCUGUUGAAAGAGCCUGGUGUACUGAUGGGGAGCUCAGAACAUAGUCCUGUGGGACUUCAGACACUACUUGACCUGCUGGUUGGAGUCUACGAGGAGUUCCACUCUUCUGAUGCAGCUAGAGACAGAUACGUCAGACGUUUCCUGCAGUGGGCGGAGCCUCUGGUGAGCCAAGUGAAGAAGACACGCAUAAAAAGGGAUGAUUUCAACAUCUUGAAGGUUAUAGGCCGGGGCACCUUCAGUGAGGUUGCUGUGGCUAGAAUGCGAGACACUCAACAGGUCUAUGCAUUGAAGAUAAUGAACAAAUGGGACAUGCUGAAGAGGGGAGAGACAGCAUGCUACCAGGAGGAAAGGGAGGUUUUGCUAAAAGGGGAUCGUCGCUGGAUCACUGAGUUGCACUACGCUUUCCAGGAUGACAAUUACCUUUAUUUAGCAAUGGAUUACUAUGUUGGUGGAGACUUGCUGACCUUGCUUAGUAAAUUUGGUGACCAUAUUCCAGAGGACAUGGCUCGGUUUUACUUAGCAGAGAUGGUGAUGGCUAUUGACUCUGUCCACAGACUGGGCUAUGUCCACAGAGAUGUGAAGCCUGAUAACAUCCUGCUAACAGCGGAUGGACAUGUGCGACUGGGGGACUUUGGGUCAUGUUUGAGACUGCAGGAUGAUGGCUUGGUUCACUCUUCACUGGCUGUAGGUACUCCAGACUACCUGUCUCCAGAGAUCUUGCGAGCAGUAGAAGGCGGAGGAGGCUAUGGUAUAGAGUGUGACUGGUGGGCUCUUGGUGUGUGUGCGUAUGAGAUGCUUCUGGGGACCACACCCUUUUAUGCAGAGUCUCUGUCUGAAACCUAUGCAAAAAUAAUCCACUUUCAGGAUUAUUUUGAGUUCCCUGCAUCUGCUGAGGAAAUUUCAGAGGAAGCACGUAGCCUGAUCUCUGGUUUGCUAUGUGACAGGAAUGAGAGGCUGGGUGCAAAUGGCUCUGCAGAUUUCCGGAGUCAUCCCUUCUUAAGUGGACUUGAGUGGAGCGCCCUGCAUCAAUUGCCUGCUCCUUAUCAGCCUGAGGUUUCCAAUGCUACAGACACCUCCAACUUUGACGUGCUGGAUGACUGCCUAAGUGAAACAGAGACAAUAACUGAUGUAAUGGAUCGAGCACCUACAGGAAUUCACCUAGCAUUUGUUGGAUACUCUUAUACAGCUACCAGAGAAACAGGAGCUGUGGACCGCAGCCAAGACAUCAUGAUGGAGAUUGACCAACAGCCAGUUCUAGAGUCUCUGUACCUGCAGGAUAAUCUGAAACAAGUAUGGCAGCUCAGGAAAGCUCUUGAGGUGUCAACACAGACAGAUUUUUCCCUGCCCCUUGAACACAGUACUGUAGAGCCUUCAGCCACAUCAGAUACAGAAAAAAGUGAUGCCCAAAUCCAGGAACUACAUAGGCAACUAAGGGAAGCCGAACAGCAGAACAAAGACCUGAAAGAAGAAGUACAAACCCUGCAUGACGAGAUCCAAAGACUCAAAGUCCAGCAGGACAAAGAACUGUGUGUGUGCCCAUCGCCUGUCUUUCUGCCUGCCUGCUGUUUGGAGCCUUUCAGGGAUAGCUCAGCAGUGCCCCCUGCUUGCCAUUACCCACUAGUGAUUCCUCUGCUGCGCCACCUGCUGCUCUUCCACAGGGUGCGUUGGCCACAGGUGAAGACUGAGUCAUACCUGCUAGUGUGUGCAGAAAGCAGAGAAAUCCAGAUGUGGAAACGCUACUGCAGUUCUGAGCUCUCCUGAGCAACUCUGUGUGAAGAGGUGAUGUCGAGUUCUCUGUGUGGGUCCAGCAUGAUUAUAUGACCUUCUCAGUCAGCUUGUAUAGUCCUGUCUGUCAAACUGUCUAUACUGCUGGGAUCCAUCGUGUUGUAAACACCGUUCAGGAGUACUGUAUGUGUAACUGGGGUUCAUUCAGUAACCGGUAGCAAGAUUUAUUUGUUCCUGUUUACUUCACACAGCCACUCGAUUUUCAUUGAUUUUCAGUUUCAGGCCGACUGACACUUGAUUGCACUUGUCAAUGAAAAAUGGGUAUACGGUCUUUCAAUUUGUAUGAUACUCCUUUUGAAACACAAUUAAGCUUCUGUAACAUCAUUUAUACAAGUACUAUCUGAUGCAUUACAGUCUUUGUGUGUAUCAGGCAAUGACACCUACAUAUUCACAGUAGCUUAGGAAUAGUUAAAGAAAAAACAGGAGAGGACAUGGAGGAAGACCACUGAAACCCAGGUGUGCUGUUAAAAUGCACUGUGUACUUAAAAGUCUUUAUUAUCUUUUGUACAAAGAAAGUAUUAAAUCUAUUGCAUAAUUAAAUGCUAUAAAUGUUAGCUAUUACAAUAUUUAUUACAGGACUACUAAAUAUGAAUUGUCCAUAAAUUGCUUGAGUGAAAUAUAGCUGUUUAUGGUGUGGCAAAGACAUCAUGUCUUUUUUUUAAGGUGUUAAUGAUGAAUAACAAUUAAAUAAAAGUUUUCAUCUGAGUUUACAUCUGUUAA
Molecule: messenger RNA, 3350 nt
Organism: Silurus meridionalis
Lineage: Eukaryota; Metazoa; Chordata; Actinopteri; Siluriformes; Siluridae
Product: myotonin-protein kinase
Exons: 15
Coding region: 798-2606 (602 amino acids)
Biological process (GO): peptidyl-threonine phosphorylation; actomyosin structure organization
Cellular component (GO): cytoskeleton; cytoplasm
Molecular function (GO): protein serine/threonine kinase activity; ATP binding
Source: RefSeq, a predicted model, not a curated record